Molecule: messenger RNA, 3517 nt
Organism: Cygnus atratus (black swan)
Lineage: Eukaryota; Metazoa; Chordata; Aves; Anseriformes; Anatidae
Gene: SCFD2
Product: sec1 family domain containing 2
Exons: 9
Coding region: 16-1962 (648 amino acids)
Biological process (GO): vesicle-mediated transport; intracellular protein transport
Source: RefSeq, a predicted model, not a curated record
UCAAGUCCCGCCGCCAUGUCGGCGCUGCCGCGGGUGUGCCGGCAGGCCUGGGAGCCCGUGCUCGCCCGGGCGCGCGGGGCCGUCGUCUUCCUGGACGCGGCGGCCGCCGAGGCGCUGCACUGGGGCGGCGGCGGCGCGGGCGAGCUGCUGGCGGCGGGGGCGCUGGCCGUUAAGCCGCUGCCCGCCGACGAGGGGGCAGCGGGGGGGGCUCCCCGCGCCGUCUUCGUGCUGAGCGGGCCGCUGCGGGGCAGCGCUGCCGCCGCCGUCCGCGCCGUGCUGGGUGCGGGCGCCGUGCGGUGCUGCGCCGUGCUGUGCGCCGGGGAGGCGGAGGGCGGCGGGCCCGGCGAGCUGGAGGAGGCGCUGCGGCGGUGGAUGGGCCCCGGCGGCCGCGCCGAGGCGGUGCUGCGGGGGCCGCCGCUGCUGGCGCCCCUCACGGCGGAGCUCGGCCUCCUGCCCGGCUUGGCAGCCCUCGUCCCGCCGCCCGGCGGCCCCCGGCACGGCGGCCCCGGGGAGCUGGGGCUGGGGGCGCUGCCCUCGGAGCUGAGGGCGGCGGUGAGGGUGCUGGUGGGGGAGCUGGACGCCCUGUUCGGCGCCAUGGGGCUGCGGGAGGAGAGCUUCGCCGUGGGGAGCCUCAGCAGGGUGCUCGCCGCCGAGCUGGCGAGCUACGCCCCGGCCAGGAACAGGAGGAGGAUGGCCACCAACAGGGCCUCCGUCGUCUUCGUGGACAGGACGUUGGACCUCGCUGGAGCAGUUGGUCAUCACGGCGACAGUCUUGCAGAGAAGAUACUUUCUGUGCUUCCCAAGCUUCCUGGCCACAAGGCGGAUGUGAUGGUUAAUAUGGUGGAACUUACCGCGCUGCAGACUCCAGACGAAGCUUGCAGUAUAAUAGCACCUGGCUGCUUAGCACAACCAAAUGAUCCAGCUGCCAAAGCUCUCUGGGAGUCCUUCAUGAACCUCAAACAAAAGGAAGCUGUGAUGGAGGCUAGGAGACACCUUGUGGAGGCUGCGAGCAGAGAAAAUUUACCUAUUAAGAUGAGCAUGGGUAGAGUCACCCCAGAACAACUGAGCUCAUACAUCCAGCUUUUCAAAAAUAAUCUCAAAGCUUUGGAGAACCAUUGUGGUCUUCUACAGCUUGUGCUGGCUACGGUCCAGACUUUGAAACACCCCCAGAUUUCCAAAUGGGACAACUUUCUAGCCUUUGAGAGAUUACUUCUGCAGAGUAUCGGAGAGUCAGAAAUGCCCAGCGUGUUGAACCAGUUAUUGACAAUGAUCAAGUCUUACAAUGAGAGGAUGCCGGAUGACUAUACCUGUGAGGACUUCCUUGUCUUGCUGGUAUACAUGUAUUCUGUCGUUGGAGAAAUCAAAGGUGGAAAAGAGCUGGACAAAGCCGAAGAAGAAGUGAAGAAGGCUCUAGCCAAGGCUAUUUGUGAUGAACCAGAGCCAUCUCCUUUGUUGCAGAAAAUUACAGGCUGUGACUCGGCACAGAACCUGACAUCCCAGAAAGCCACGGAUGCGGUGGACAACAUCUUUAAGUCCCUCAGGGAUAUUGCGAGAGCUCGAAUGCACAUGAAACAGUUUAAUUCCAUACAUAACCCAGGCAGCAACACCCACCAGGCUUCUUACAAACCACUGCUGAAACAGGUGGUGGAAGAGAUCUGUAAUCCUGAUCGACCUGAUCCUGUUGAUAUUGAGCAUAUGUCAUCAGGCCUCACUGAUCUCCUUAAAACUGGAUUCAGCAUGUUCAUGAAGGUGAAUCGCCCUCACCCUGGGGAUCAUCCUCUCCUGAUCAUCUUUAUGGUUGGUGGAGUGACAGUCUCCGAGGUCAAAAUGGUGAAGGAUCUGGUAGCCACACGCAAACCUGGUACCCAGGUACUUGUGCUCUCCACAGCACUCCUGACACCGCUCGAUGCUGUCGAGCUGUUGUUCACCACAGACCAUCCCCAGCCUGACACCGAUAUCUGACGGGGGAGGAUUUGUGGAGAAGAGGAGCGACUGCCUUGGCUGGAAGCAUCAAAUCCCUGGUCUGUCACUAUUCCCAAUAGCCUUCCAAAAAACAACAUGGCCCCUGAUGCAGUAUCUGGCUGCAAGGGAACCUGUGCAGCUCCCAGGGGGCUCUUAAAAAUAGUCCAUUUGUCCAGUGAGUAACUCCCCACUCCUUAAGGAUCACACAGUGUGGUGCUGAAUCAUCCCCCACCACUCUGCCCAGGCGAGGAUGAUUGCUUGUAAUAAUUCCCUAGAAAAGGAGCAACUGAGGCUGAAUGUGCCCUCCCUGAGCAGUACUUUUCCCUGCAGGUAAUCCUGAUGGUUUUGUGGGAGUUGCUUCUGGUGGCAAGUGCUGCUGAGGGAGGAAAAGGCCAGUAAAUCCACCUCUCUGUCAUGCCUGCCUUGCAAAAGAUGUGUGCCUUAUACAGCACAAACAGCCUCUGCUCUUAUUUUGUCCAGAGAGAGGCCAUGGAGCGCAGCCCCAGUUUAGCCAGGAGAGCAGCUCCCAGUCAGGUGAUGCUCUCCCAGCCAAACUGGUAGAAACAGAGCAAGAGAGCAGCAGAACAGAGGGAUGAGUUACACAGCUGCUUCCCUCGCAGAUUCCCAUUUCCUGCUCUAGUUUACCCACCCACAGUCCUAGGAGAAAAGACUGGUUGUGAUGGCACACUGCUCUGUAGUUUAACACAGGAGGACAUAUGGGCUGUGACGGGUUGAUGUUAACCCUGGAAGAAUCUUCCUCUCACAUUCAUUUAAAAAAUAAAUUUAAAAAAGUGUAUUCCCAUUUUCAGGAGGCCACAGGGACAGAUUCUUGAGCUGGAUUUCUGAACGGCGUGAUUAGAGAAUAGCUUUUAUUUUUCAUUUAUGAUCAUGGAAGAGCUGCUAUCAAAUUCAGUUAUGUAAUUUUUCUUCACAAAAAUUUGAUACAAACUAGGAUUAAAAAAGCAUCAGCCAGCAGAGAUGGUGAUUGUGUAUAGCACAAGGACUUCCAAGUUGCGACACAAAAUGGUGGAGCUACGAAGCCACAUCCUCUUGGUUCAUCUGAGGGACACUAAGGCUACAGCUUGCACUAAGAAUGAGAAUGUAAAAUCCUAUGUGAAGUUUCACUCUAACAUUGCAUUCUUUCUGAUGCCAAAAGAGUAGAUUAAAUAGGAAGUAGCUUUUUAACCUUUGUUCAGUAGCUAGCUUAAGUUCUCUAAAAUGUUUAUAAUAAUCUUCAGAAAAGGCUGCAUUUUGACUUAAAUUCACUUUUGAGUGACUAGAAGAAAACAAAGGACCAAUUAUAAAGCAUGGACAAUGUUGCCUCUAUGAAAGAAAUUUAUAAGAAUGGCUACAGAAUGGAACUUUGUGCUAUAAAAAAUUAGAAAUAUUGUGCAGUUGCAAUGUUAAAAGCUCAAGACAUAUUUUGAACAGAGCAACUCAAAAGCAAACAGCCUGUCUCUGUUUCUUUUCUCUUUCCUUCUAUACCAUUUAAUCUUAGAAGACAGAUGUUUUGUAAAUUAUGUAAUCAAUAAAGCAAUGCUCUUACAGUGCAUAA